AUAAGUUACAUAAAAAUAAAUCAAUAAAUAUUAACUUAUGUUUUCUUUCUCUAUCUAUUCAUACACACACAUACAUAGCGGAUUGGGUCUUAACCAAUGCAAAGAUAAGUUAAUAAAGAUUAUUUGUGUAUCACAGCGUAAAAACUAAUAUUAUACAAUUAUCGCAGUGUAAAAAUGUAAAAAAUAUAUAUAAUAUAAUAUUAAUAUAUAAUAUAUUAACAUAAAUUAUUUGCGUUAAUUUGUAUCGACUGUUAUAGUUAACCAUUACGUAUAAGGAAACAAAAAUUUCAUAAUCAAAAAUUUCAAAAUCGUAUGUCAAAAUGCAGUUUGAGAACCCCUGGUCUAAUAAUCGCACUUCGCCAAACAAACGACUGCGAUCUUUCCCCGAUAAUCAUAAUAACUGAUGCAAUUUUUGCGUGGAGCCAUCUACACUUUCGCGGGCCCUAUUAGAAGAAUGUAUAAUAUAAUACGUUUUCAAUGCAUUGAACGUCGCCACAAGCUAUAGGCCGGGCACGUGUAUAUCGAUAUUUAGAAAAACGGUUCAUUAGAGGCGACAGUGUUUACAGUUCCGACUCUGGAGAGUCUCUUUCCGCGACUAUCGCUCUCAAGGACUUCUCAGGUUUCUUUUCUUGUUUAGAGUCGCACUCUUUUGUGCGCCAAUGCGAGCCCCCUCGUUGAAUCAGUUACUUCAGUUCAGUUUGGUCACUGGUAGGGGAUCGACGGGGAUGUAUCAGUAUAUAGUUUUGUGAUCAUCGAUAAAUAAAUAUCGAAUACUCGCGAAUACUCCUCUGCGCAGUAAAACGAGAAGAGGAAUUGUCAGGCGGAACGCGCUGCUGCGAACUAAAGGUUCGUCUCGCUUACUGGAGCUGAGUAUGCUAAUACCAGGAAAAGCAUGAAGAAUACUGAAACAUAUCUGGCUGAUGUGGAAUGCUCUCAGGUCAUUAUUCUGGAAGAUGCAGAUACUAGAAAAGACAUAGCAAAUAGGACUGAAGACAGUACAUUGCUGCCUACACGGAGUCUGCCUAAUAUUUUAAGGAAUAGUAAUAUAAAGGCACACAAAAAUUGUGAAGCUCCUAAAUCGCACAAGAUGGAUACCUAUUCUCUACUAAACAUGCAACAUACAAAUACCCCUUGCGAGCUAAACGAGACAUUGUCCAGCACUGAUUCUGACAAAGAAGCUACUUACAAUAAAAUCGCAUCGUCAAAGUUACAUCAACGGAAACAGGUGCACAAUCCGUUAAACCUGCAGUGUGAUGCACCCGAUUGGAAUAAUAACAAAAAUAAAAGAUUGCAAAAAGUUGCUCGAGUAGACACCCUAAGCGUUUUACCGAAGGAGGAGAAUAUCUCAACGAAGAAACUAAAAUCUAGUAAUAAUACUAGGAAGUAUUUGUAUGACAGAAAACCAAAGAAAAUAAUAAAGGCCGAUAAAACUGAUGAUAUCAAAACAAAAGUAUCGAACGAGAAACCAGACUUCGACUUUGGGCUAAUCGCUGUUCCGGAUGUGAACAUGAACGAUGAAGUAGUCAUUCUGCAAAAUGUUGAUAACUUUCUCAAUAACGAUUUAACAUUUAGUCAAAGCAUUUACGAAUCUAACGCUUCAGGCUCUACAAACAGAAGCUGUACAAAUAAAAAUGAUAUUGACGCAGGUUCGGAGGAGUUAUUUAACGUUUCCUACUGUAACAGCGAAGUCCGCGAUUUCAAAAGAAAACCGUACGACAUGAAUUACAAUCCCGUGGUUUCUGGCGGGUUAACGGAGCUCAACAGCACGCAGCCUAAAACUUUCCAAACCAGAUUUACGAAUAACGAGUAUUCACUGAUAGACGACCCGGAAGGCGGGUUGAUGGACGGAGACAUUGCGUCGAGUUACUUGUUCAAACCUAAAGUACUGUACACUUGCACUUGUAUGAACUGUACGUCCUACGAGGACAUCAUAUUUUAUGAAGAGCCGACCUCGACCUUUACCAGCAGUGACAACAGUGAAGCGGAACUCUAUACCUCCGAUUUAUUUGACUUCUACAGCGAUUAUUAUCAUAUAUUUGGCGACAUUUUGAAGGAUUCGAAUGAAAAUCUUUAUUACGAGGAGGUCGAAGCAAUGGAUAUUAUCAGGGAAAAUGCACACGUCGCCGGCAAUAGUACAGCGAAAGUAAUUGAGAACGGUGCGAGUGCGCUAUCAAUGGAACAAAAUGAAUUGCAGAAUGCGCCACCGUGUCAUACCACUAAAGCGCGGGAUAAUGGUUUCGAAACAUAUUCUGCAGAAUUUAUUGCACACUCCAACGAGUCUAAAAGAUCCUCGGAAUUCACGGAAUUCACGGAAAACGUAAACGGCCUUGAUGAAACGAACCGCCUAAAUUUGGAGAGCUCUUCGGUGGAUAAAAGCAAGGCUACUUUACAAAAUGAAGCACUUGCUGAAAAUACAGUUUUGGCCGAAACUGUUUCCGCUUCCAAAUCCAAAGACGAGCAGCAGAAAAAGAAGCGAGAUGUAUAUGUUAUCCAAUGUGCUGAAUGUGGAAAACUAUUUCACGAGAAGCAUCACUUCAGAAAACAUUUUACUCGUUGCAAGUUCUACAGGGAGGAUUUUAAGUGUCGCAUCUGCGACAAAAUGUACAGAUAUAAAUCAUCACUAGUUCAGCACCUGAAGAAGAUACACGGUGUAUCGUAUGGUGUACCCCCCGAAAAGUUCUAUACUUGUAACAAGUGCUCAAAGUCAUAUAUUAGAUUUCGCGCUUUUCAGCGACACAUACUCCUUCACGACGAUUAAAAAACGAAGCCUACGGGGAUGUUAAUGAUUAUUAACUCUCGUAUUCUGAUAUCUUCAUAUUGAUAACGAAAAACUCAACAACUACGGAAGUUGAAGUACUUGAACAUCACAACAUACACAUGGAAAUUCGAUAUAUAGGGCAUUAGUUUUUCAUAUACAAUAUGUUUACAAAACCAAAAACGAUAAUUUAAUAUUUUAAUAGUUGUACUAUGACUAGUUUUAUAUUUUUAUACAUACGUUUACGAGGUCAGUAUUUGUCAUGUCAUUACUUAUAAUUUUUUUAUACUUUUCGCUAAAAUGUUUUUGACAAUACUUCUUUCUUUAUUUCCGGUAGUGCAAUCUUGUUAUAUUUUCAGUUUAUUUUACAAUGUGUUUCACAUCAUCGUAUUUCUCGUGCGUCACGGAUUCUCUGCUGAGUCGAGCUGAAAGGAUGCAAAUUCAUAACAAUUUUUUACCUUUUAGUUAAUUUCAAUGCAAUUUUGAUUUCAAGUUAGCAUAUGAGAGAACUGUUUGACACAGAAAAAUAAUUUUGAAACUAGAACGAAAGAAAAAUUGAUUUUCUGCCCAGAAAAAGUUUAAGUUUCUAAAGAAAUACGAAAUAACGAGCAUCUAUAUAGAUGAGAAGAGUUAAGUUUUUUUAUUCAUAUUUAUUUUAUUCGAUUGAGAGAGAGAGAGAAAAGUAUUAUACUAAAAUUUGUCUUUUUAUAUAUGUUCUUUUUAUUCCGACUUGACAACAUUAGAGCGUUUAUAUAUUUAUCUUUAUAAUAAAUGUAUUAAUAAAAUUGAGUUAUGAGUAAA
This is a messenger RNA of Ooceraea biroi (clonal raider ant), 3556 nucleotides long. RefSeq lists its product as uncharacterized. The record is from RefSeq and is a predicted model, not a curated record. Gene Ontology annotation, molecular function: DNA-binding transcription factor activity, RNA polymerase II-specific; RNA polymerase II cis-regulatory region sequence-specific DNA binding. NCBI's taxonomy places the organism in Eukaryota, Metazoa, Arthropoda, Insecta, Hymenoptera, Formicidae.